Molecule: messenger RNA, 3723 nt
Organism: Poecilia reticulata (guppy)
Lineage: Eukaryota; Metazoa; Chordata; Actinopteri; Cyprinodontiformes; Poeciliidae
Source: RefSeq, a predicted model, not a curated record
AUGGAGUUUCUGGAAUGUAGCCGGCCAUGUCAGGACUCCUGCUCCAACCCACAGGCCAGUCAGACCUGUGACAACCAUUGCCACGAUGGCUGCAGCUGCCCUGCAGGAAUGGUGUUUGACGACAUUGGUAACACAGGAUGUGUCACAGCUGAUCAGUGCCCAUGUCUCCAUGGCAACCAGAUCUACCAGUCAGGAGAGUCCUACUCAUUCAACUGUAGAUCCUGUGUUUGUGAGAGAGGCCACUGGACGUGUACGGAGGAAAACUGCUCGGGAACCUGUUCGGUGGAGGGAGGAGCUCACGUUACCACCUUUGAUGGGAAAAGCUACACCUUCCACGGAGACUGCUCCUAUGUUCUGGCUAAGCAGAGUGAUGGCUCCCUGUACACUGUGUUGGUGGACCUGGUCAAAUGUGGUCUGACAGACAGCAGGACGUGUCUCAGAGCUGUUACUUUGGCCCUGGGCAGUAAUGCCGUGGUCAUCAAAAUUCAAGCAUCUGGGCAAGUCUAUGUCAACAAUAUUCUUUCUCAGCUUCCAUUGUUUACAUCUGAGCUGAGCGCCUUUUGGCCAUCCUCCUUUUAUGUUGUAAUCAGCACCAAAGUGGGAAUCCAAGUGAUGGUCCAGCUCUCUCCUGUGAUGCAAGUCUUCGUUUCAGCUGAUGUGUCACUCAAAGGAGCCACAUCCGGGUUAUGUGGGAACUUCAAUAACAUAAUGAGUGAUGACUUCCGGGUCAUCAGUGGACUUGUGGAGGGAACCGCUGCAGCAUUUGCCAACACAUGGAAAACCAGAGUCAGCUGUCCUGACAUCGUGCCACGCUUUGGAGAUCCUUGCAGCCAGGACAUUAGCAGAGAGAACUAUGCACAGUACUGGUGUUCCAAAUUGACUGAUCCACUGGGAGUGUUUGCCCCUUGCCACUCUGUUGUCAGCCCCAGCUCAUACAAAGACAACUGCAUGUACGACGGCUGUAACUGUGAAAAAAGCGAGGACUGCAUGUGUGCUGCGGUCUCCUCAUAUGUCUACGCCUGCUCAGCAGCAGGAGUCCACAUCAGUGGCUGGAGGGAAACCACCUGCGGAAAAUUUAGCGAAUCAUGUCCGUCAGAAACAGUUUAUGAGUACAACAUGACCUCCUGUGGUCGGACGUGUCGUUCCCUCAGCCAGGCUGAUUACUCCUGCCAGGUCAACUUCACUUCCGUGGACGGCUGCGGCUGUGCUGAGGGAACCUACAUGAAUGAAGGGGGACAGUGUGUGUCCAGUGCGAGCUGCCCCUGCUACGAUAAGGACACCUUUAUUCCUGCUGGACAGGCCAUCAUCAAAGAUGGAGUAACAUGUGUCUGCAGACAUGGGGCCCUCAGCUGCUCAGGAGGAGCCAGACUACAAACCUCCACAUCAUGUGUCGCCCCCAUGAUUUAUUUUGAUUGCUCCACUGCUCAGCCUGGCACCACUGGAGCCGAGUGUCAGAGGAGCUGCAGCACGGUAGACAUGCCUUGUAUCAGUACAGGCUGUACAUCUGGAUGUGUGUGCCCAGAAGGCCUGCUGUCAGACGGAGCAGGAGGCUGCAUCAAUGAGACAAGCUGUCCAUGUGUCCACAAUGGACACGUCUACCAGCCAGGACAGACUCUCACAGUGGACUGUAACACCUGCUCAUGCAGCGGACGAACGUUCACUUGUACCAACAAUGUUUGCAAUGCAGUUUGUGGGAUCUAUGGAGAUGGUCAUUAUAUUACGUUUGAUGAGAAAAGGUUUGACUUCAGUGGAGAAUGCGAAUACACACUCCUACAGGAUUAUUGCAGCCCUGGUCAGGGAAACAGAAGCUUCAGUAUUAUCACUGAGAAUGUUCCAUGUGGAACCACUGGGACCACCUGCUCCAAGACCAUUAAGAUCUUCCUGGAGGAUAAUGAAUUCCAUCUUAAGGAUGACAGUUUUCAGGUGAUAAAAGGAAACAUCAAUGUUCUCCCUGCUUCUGUACAAAAAAUGGGUAUUUACCUGGUGGUGACCAUCCAAUCAGGGCUGGUAGUCAUGUGGGACCAGAAAACCAGCUUUUUCAUUUCUCUCAGUCCACAGUUCCAGGGUGAAGUGUGUGGCCUUUGUGGGAACUACGAUGGCAAUAGUAAAAAUGAUUUUACCACACGCUCUCAAGAGACUGUGACAGAUGUUUUAGAGUUUGGGAACAGCUGGAAAGUGUCAUCUAGCUGCUCUAACGCCCAGCUUCUCAGUGAUCCCUGUGCCUCCAACCGCUACCGGGCAGCCUGGUCUCAGAAGCAGUGCAGCAUCAUUACCAGCGCCACCUUCCACAGCUGUCAUGCAAAAGUCGAUCCUGGCCCAUACUAUGAUUCUUGUGUGAGAGACUCCUGUGCUUGUGACACUGGAGGUGACUGUGAGUGUUUCUGCACCGCUGUGGCUGCGUAUGCCAAAGCUUGCAGCACAGCUGGAGCCUGCAUCAGCUGGAGAACUCCAAAGUUGUGCCCUAUUUUCUGUGACUACUAUAACUCCCCUGGUGGCUGUGAAUGGCAUUACAAGCCUUGUGGAGCUGACUGCAUGAAGACAUGUAGGAAUCCCUCAGGAAACUGUACCAAACUCAUCACUCACAUGGAAGGUUGCUAUCCACAGUGUUCUAACACCAAGCCAUUCUUUGAUGAAGACACAAUGAAAUGUGUGAACUGGGACCAGUGUGGAUGCUAUGAUGACAAAGGCAUCCAUUACAGCACAGGCGAGAAGGUUCCAUCCAACAGCUGUUACACUUGCUCCUGUACAUUAUCUGGGAUAAUAUGCAUCUACAGUGUUGAUUCAUGUACAUGCACAAUUAAUGGAAAAACUUUCAGCUACGGUGCCACAAUAUACAACACUUCGGAUGGUCUGGGAAACUGCAUUACAGCUGAAUGUGGCGCUAAUGGAACUAUAUCAAGAAGCAUGUACAUAUGCAUGAAUACUACAACCGUUGGGCCUACAACAACUCCAUUUACAUUUAGCACAGCUUUAAGAUCUACGUUAACAAUAAACAUCACAUCAAGAACAAAAGAAACAACUAAGCUGAAAGAUGAAACUACACCACAAAUAACAUAUGCCACAACAACAAUAAUGACAGCUAGGCAAAAAACAACUCUUGUUACAUCGAAACCCUCUGUUGUUACUAAAACCACAACAACUUCCAGAACCACCGGAGCAAUUACAACAAAAGCUUCUAAAGCAUCUACAACCCAAGCUCUCUCAACAAAUGUAACUACAAGAAAGGCUGUUGAAGAACUUGUUGAAUCCACAACUUCAGUACCAGGAAUCAUGUCAACAAGCCAAGAAACAACACUUGUUAUGUCAAAACCCUCUGUUGUUACCAAAACCACAAGAACAACUUCCAGAACCGCUGGAGCAAUUACAACAAAAUCUUCUGAAGCAUCUACAACCCAUCUUCACUCAACGAAUGUAGGUACAAAAAAACCUGUUGAAGCAACCUCUGAUCAAUUAACAUUCUCCACCACAGCAAAUGUUGAAACCACAAUUUCAGUGACAGAGGCAGCAAGCAGAAGGAGUGAAACUACAACUGAAUCAUCAAAGCCAUCUCUUCUUACAACCACUACAGAAGGCCCUAUAACAUCCACCCAGAGAGCCACAACUGAAUCUCUGGAAACUACGCUCUCAGAAACAACAACAGUGAAGAUUGGAAAAACAACCCCCUCGGAUGUUGGCACAACAGGUCCAGUGACUGGCUCCAUAACAGAAGUUGCUGAAUCCACA